UUUUAUAUCUCUUGUUGGUUUCUUCUUCUGAUAUAAAGUGCGUGUAUUUGUGGGUUGCGGGCCUCACAAUGUUUGUGCACACAACCUGUUCGACACAUAAUCUAUAUGAAAUUAUGGAAGCUUCGUCUUUCAUUUCUCUGCAUUUGUUGUCCAUCUAUCACUGAAUAUGAAUGUUCUUCACUUUUCGACUUUCUUCCGACUAAUCUUAGAGAACUCCGGGUGAAAAUAUAAGUCAUCCUUGGUUUUCGAAGUCUUACAAAAAUAGCAUUUUGUGUAGGCACAGUACUCCAUUUCAGCUGUCUAUUCAUGGAAGAAUGUAAUGCUUGGGGGUGAAAUGAUAAAAACUUAUUAACUUGUGCCAAGGGACAUUUUAGAAGUUUUGCUUCUCAUCCCUUGGAGUUCGGUUGGUAAACAAAGAGCAUACGUUUAUUUCGAAUGCUAAAAAGAAAACAAAUUGGAUACUGGAAGUGAACUUUGCAUUUCUUGAGACCUUUCUGAUAUGAGCCUAUUUAAGCGGUUGAUACCCAUUAAACAACGGCUUGUUGAUGCUGUGAAGCACGUUAGAGGACCUUCCUUUUGCUUUCUCCAUCCAGUGCCAGCUAGUUAUGUGGAACUUCAUUCUCAAGAGCAGGAAGUAGUAAUUGCUCUAGGAAGCAAUGUGGGUAACAGACUCAAUAAUUUUAACCAGGCGUUACAGUUGAUGAAGAAAUAUGGCAUCACCAUUACUAGACACGGUUGUUUGUAUGAGACAGCACCUGCCUAUGUGACUGAUCAGCCUCACUUUCUUAACUCUGCAGUUAGAGCUGUAACAAAACUUGGUCCACAUGAGUUGUUGGGAGUGCUUAAGAAGAUUGAAAAGGAUAUGGGUCGUACUUAUGGUAUAAGAUAUGGGCCAAGACCAAUUGAUUUGGAUAUAUUGUUCUAUGGAAAGUUCAGGAUUAAUUCAGACACACUUACAGUUCCCCAUGAGAGAAUAUGGGAGAGACCAUUUGUAAUGGCUCCAUUGAUGGAUGUACUGGGAUCGGAUGUUGAGAAUGAUACUGUUGCUUGCUGGCAUUCUUUGUCAACACAUUCAGGUGGACUUUUUGAAUCAUGGGAGAAACUGGGUGGUGAAAACCUCAUUGGGAAGGAGGAGAUGAAACGAGUCCUGCCAAUUGGAAACCACUUGUGGGAUUGGUCACGAAAGACAUCUGUGAUGGGUGUUAUUAAUUUGACCCCAGAUAGUUUUAGUGAUGGAGGGAAGUUCCAGUCUGUGGAUUCUAUAGUUUCUCAUGUCUGCUCGAUGAUUUCGGAAGGGGCAGAUAUUAUUGAUUUUGGUGCUCAAUCAACAAGACCAAUGGCCUCUAGGAUAUCCCCUCAGGAAGAAUUAGAUAGACUAAUGCCUGUCUUGGAAGCUGUUGCAAAGAUACCAGAGAUGAAUGGAAAGCUCAUAUCUGUGGACACCUUUUACUCUGAAGUUGCUUUAGAAGCAGUGAAAAAUGGAGCUCAGGUUGUAAAUGAUGUGUCUGGGGGGCAGUUGGACCCUAACAUGACUAAGGUUGUUGCUGGCCUGGAGGUUGCUUAUGUUGCAAUGCACAUGAGAGGAGACCCAACAACAAUGCAAAAUAGUGAGAACUUACAGUAUGAUAAUGUCUGUAAGCAGGUUGCUUCUGAGUUGUACUCGCAGAUUAAAAAUGCAGAAUUAUCAGGUGUUCCAGCUUGGAGAAUUAUCAUGGACCCUGGCAUUGGAUUUUCAAAGAACACUUGGCAUAAUUUGGAUAUCCUUAUGGGGUUACCAACUAUUCGAGCAGAGAUUGCAAGGAAAAGCUUGGCCAUGUCUCAUGCUCCUAUGCUUAUUGGACCUUCCAGAAAGAGAUUUUUAGGUGAAAUUUGUGCUCGGCCUGCAGCAGUUGAAAGAGAUCCUGCAACUGUUGCUUCCAUCACUGCUGGGAUUCUGGGAGGUGCCAACAUUGUAAGAGUACAUAAUGUUAGAGAUAAUCUAGAUGCUGCAAAGCUAUGUGAUGCCAUGCUGAGACAGAAGCGGCCUUCUGCAUAAUAGUAGUCGCUAGAUGGGCCUGCCUGGGGCUUAAGGCUUAACAGGCACUAGGUCUGGUGCCUUCAACGUGGUCAGGCGGUGAGCUAACUGAGAUGAUUGCCUUUUUCCAAGCGUGAGACGUACAAAUGUGUGCAUUUUGUUUUCAAUAUUUUGACAGCAACGAUUUAUUUGAUGUUAUUUUAUCUAUACUGUUGUAUAAGUUUGCAAAGUUGGGUGUUAGUGUAUGGUGUCUGAUAGUAUGUCCUAUCAAAAUGAAAGCAACAGAAGAAGAAUAAUGACAAGGUC
Manihot esculenta (cassava) is the source of this 2320-nucleotide messenger RNA. RefSeq names its product folate synthesis bifunctional protein, mitochondrial. The record is from RefSeq and is a predicted model, not a curated record. Bases 500 to 2035 code for a protein of 511 amino acids. The transcript is spliced from 3 exons. Gene Ontology annotation, molecular function: 2-amino-4-hydroxy-6-hydroxymethyldihydropteridine diphosphokinase activity; dihydropteroate synthase activity. Gene Ontology annotation, biological process: tetrahydrofolate biosynthetic process. Lineage: Eukaryota; Viridiplantae; Streptophyta; Magnoliopsida; Malpighiales; Euphorbiaceae.